Centruroides sculpturatus (bark scorpion) is the source of this 1617-nucleotide messenger RNA. RefSeq lists its product as uncharacterized. The record is from RefSeq and is a predicted model, not a curated record. The transcript has a single exon. Lineage: Eukaryota; Metazoa; Arthropoda; Arachnida; Scorpiones; Buthidae. The coding region runs from base 1 to 1617 and encodes 538 amino acids.
AUGAAAAGGGAAACUUACGAAAGGGAGUUGUAUGAAUAUAUCGAGGAUACCAGAUGUGUUGAGCAGGAAACCGGAGUGAUUGAAAAACUCCACGACAGAGUUAAACGCUUUUCGGGCUUGAGAUUGGUGAAGAGGCUAGGGAUGCAGGAUAUAGUCAUGGACGCACCAGACACCCCCAAACUGUUCGCAUUUGCGAAAACCCAUAAACAAGGGCAGAAGCUAAGAUCUGUUGUUUAUAAAGCUAAAUCUCACACCCGCAAAUUGGAGGCAGCUUUGCAUCACAUCAUCUCACCACAGUUACAAGGAUACCGAUAUACUAUUUCCAGUUCGAAUGAAUUAAUAGAAAUCCUUAAACAUACUGAGCAACCGGCUUACAUAUCAAUCAUGGAUUUCUGUUCAUUAUACCCUUCCAUUGAGAUGCCAUUUUGUUUUUGUGCCAUCAGAGACUUCCUUUUGCAAUACGUGAAUGAUGAACGGUUACACCAACAAAUUCUGGAGUUGGCACACCUGGUAUGCUACUACUCUGUGUUCCAGUUCAAUGGAAUCACUUAUAACCAAGGCAGAGGUGUACCUAUGGGUAGUGCGGUCUCAGGAGAUCUAUGUGAACUUGUCAUCCGACAAUUGGAGGAAGAGAUAAUUCCAAAUUUCUUCAACAGCAUCAUUUUAUACAAGCGUUACGUCAAUGAUGUCAUUAUACUGUGGAGGAAUGACCCUGACAUCAACCUCUUUGUGGAUCAGGUAAACAACCACCCUUAUGGCCUAACUAUCGAGCUGGAACAGCAUAGUGAUUUCACGGUCCACUUUCUGGAUGUGAGCAUUGCAAUUAGAGGGUCUAGCAUAAGCACAUCUAUAUACCGCAAGGAAUCGGACUUCCCAACGUAUAUACCGGCGGACUCGUGCAACCCGAUCGGAUACAGAUUGGCAGCAUUUAGGGCACUUGUCAAAAGAGCACGCAUGCACUGCUCUACACAGAGGGCAUUGGAUAAAGAAAUGAGAUAUCUCCAAAAGGUGGCCAGCCUACAUGGCUUCAACAACAUAAUACAGAGAUUGGCAAGACAAUACAACGCCGGAAUACCACCGUCUGCUGCCACUAAUGGGGAUAGCAUACAACAGGAACAGCGUAUCAUACCGGUCACAUACAACCCGAUCUUAGAUUCCGUGUAUCAUAGAAUCGCGAGACAACAAGGAGUGCGCAUAGCAUACAGAAGAUGCCUGUCUAUUUUUCAUCUUCUACGCAAUGAGAAAGACAAGCCAGAUCAAGACAAACUUCCUGGGAUGUAUGCAGUGCCUCUCACCGACCAUAGAUGUGACAGAGAAUUAGUAUACAUUGGAGCCACGAAAAGGGCAGUUGGGGUAAGAUGGAAGGAACACCGAAAGGACAUUAUACACAACAGAUGUACCACCGCUUUAUCUGUAUAUGCAUCGGAUCUGGAGAUAUCUGCAGACUUCGCGAGGGCCAAACUCCUUAUCACAACAUCACAUGUGGACCAACUCAGAUGGUUAGAACAAAUAGAAAUAUGCAAAGCCUACAACUCAUCAACCCCCAUUAAUUCCAAAGAUGAAAUUACGUUAUCUUUGGCAUGGCAAGCCCUAAUACAGAAAGGAGAUUCAAAUUAA